Molecule: messenger RNA, 1115 nt
Organism: Equus caballus (horse)
Lineage: Eukaryota; Metazoa; Chordata; Mammalia; Perissodactyla; Equidae
Gene: FABP3
Product: fatty acid binding protein 3
Biological process (GO): long-chain fatty acid transport
Cellular component (GO): nucleus; cytosol
Molecular function (GO): long-chain fatty acid binding
Source: RefSeq, a predicted model, not a curated record
UUAAAGCGGCAGCGCGGGCCGAGAGCUUCGGGUCCCGGAGUCCUUGCACGCCUGCUCUCUUGGCUCUUCUUUGUUGACCUAGGACAGCCUCACCAUGGUGGACGCCUUCGUCGGCACCUGGAAGCUAGUGGACAGCAAGAAUUUCGAUGACUACAUGAAGUCAAUCGGUGUGGGUUUUGCUACCAGGCAGGUAGCCAACAUGACCAAGCCUACCACAAUCAUCGAAGUAAAUGGGGACACUAUCACCAUAAAAACACACAGCACCUUCAAGAACACGGAGAUCAGCUUCAAGCUGGGGGUGGAGUUUGACGAGACAACAGCAGAUGACAGGAAGGUCAAGUCCCUUGUGACACUGGAUGGAGGCAAACUUGUCCAUGUGCAGAAGUGGAAUGGGCAAGAGACAACACUCGUGCGGGAGCUAAUUGAUGGAAAACUCAUCCUGGGACAAACCUGGGGACUUCACUCAGAGAAUGGAGCCUUGACUGAACACCCCGAGACCCAGGGGCAGAGACAGCAGCCACCUGCAGUCUGCCUCCUAACUCUGUAAGGCCUCAGAAUCUUCACUGCAGACCUCCUUGGGGCAGUGUAACCUGCUCACUGCGUUCUUGCGUUCACAGGGGGCAGGGGCCCGGCAGAGUGAAGACUGAGGUGCCUGGCUUUGGUGGGAAUGUGAUAUGCAGGACCAAACACUCACUGGACAACUGGGCUAUGGGUGGCCGUGGGCCUGGCUCUGCAAUGCCAGGCUGGAUGGUGGGGUUCAGGCCUCUGGCCCUGGCUCUACCCUAAGUAAGGGAAGGAAUGGAGAGUUGGUGCCCUAGCACAGUCCCUCCCCCAGAGUGUCUGGACACUUUUAUUGACCUAUUUGUCUACUACGUGCCAGGCCUCACCUUGAGCACUGGGGAUGAAGGGAGAGGAGUAGUGCAAGGGAAAAAGAAACGCUGCAGUCUUGACCAAGUGAUUUCCUCUCUCAAAGCUCACUUUCCAAAAUCUCUGAAAGAGGAACUACAAUGCCUAACUUAAAGACCUGGGGUAAGUAUUAGAAAAAAUACAUGCAAAGUAUCUGGCACAUAGCAGGUAGUAAAUGAAGACUUAGGAUGAAGGUAGGGGACUCUCCC